AGAGGAAGGAGAAUGGAAUGAAUGAAUGAGAACCCCGCCUUCCCUUCUUUCACUCUCCAUUGACUCUGCCCUUGUUAACCUAUCUCACUUUACCGAUCUCUCCUCAAUACCCGAUCAUAUCCUUCGCGAACUCUUCCUGGAAAGAAGUUUUAUUGAGUCCAUGUAUGUUUUAAAUUGCUUGGUAGAGAACUUUGAGAGCUGGGAAGCUAACUGAAAAGAUUCUCAAGCUAUUCAUAGCAACUGGCAAAGAAGAAGUGCUUUCACUCAUUGCUGCACUCAAUAUCCAGCAUAUAAUGACUCCUGUUCUCCCCACCAGAUGUUCUGAAAAAUUCUGAAAUCGGAUUCAUCAACAUGUCUCAGUCUGAAGUAAUCAUCAAAGACAAUGAGGUCGAUAUCGUGAUUGCUGCAAUGCAGUUCGAUAUGACCUCAUUCUUUAACGAAUGGGGGCCAUUACUCUCAAAAUACCACCUGAUAAUUGUUAAAGAUACCGAUCUCAAAGAGGAACUAAUCAUCCCAAAAGGCUUCAAUCUAGAUAUCUAUACUAAGAACGAAAUAGACCGAAUCGUCGGAGGAAAAUUUCUCUUUUCUGGAUAUUCCUGUCGCUACUUCGGUUAUCUGGUAUCGAGAAAAAAAUACAUCAUCUCAAUCGACGACGAUUGCAUUCCAGCAAAGAACGAUAAAGGAGAACUAACAGACAUAGUCAGCCAACAUCUUUCCAACCUUAAAACUCCAGCCACACCUUAUUUCUUCAAUACCCUAUACGAUCCUUAUCGCGAAGGAGCUGAUUUCGUUCGAGGUUAUCCGUUUAGCCUGAGAAGUGGGGUCCACUGUGCAAUGUCGUGUGGUUUAUGGCUAAAUUUAGCAGAUUUUGAUGCUCCGACACAAGUCCUGAAGCCAGAGUUGAGGAAUUCGCGAUACGUUGAUGCGGUUAUGACUGUACCGAUUAGAACGAUGAUGCCUGUUAGUGGAAUAAAUUUGGGUUUCGAUCGUGAUUUAGUAGGACCAGCUAUGGUUCCUGCUUUGAGGUUGGCUGGGGAAGGGAAGUUUAGAUGGGAAACUAUGGGAGAUGUGUGGUCAGGAUUGUGUGUGAAGGCUGUGUGUGAUCAUUUAGCUAUGGGGAUGAAAACAGGGCUGCCUUACGUUUGGAGAAAGGAAAGAGGUGAUGCGGUUCAGAGUUUGAAGAAAGAGUGGGAAGGGGUGAAGAUGAUGGAGGAAGUGGUUCCGUUUUUUCAGUCGCUUAGAUUGUCUCCUGAAGCUGUGACGGCUGAGGAUUGUGUGGCUGAGAUUGCUUCAGCGGUGAAAGAACGAUUGGGUAAGGUUGAUCCUAUGUUUGUUCGAGCUGGGAAUUCUAUGAUGGAAUGGAUUAAGAUUUGGAAGGCGGUUGGAAGUGGACCUUCUUUGGCUGGUGGUGGUGCUUGAGAGGCAGGUAAUUCUGUUCUUGUUUUUGAGAUGGAAGAAUGUUUUGAUAGAAAAUAAGGUUAUUAAUUGUGUUUGUUUUGUUUUUAACUUUGUUUAAGGUGACUGACUGCUUUGGAACUGAUUGUGUGUGAUGGACUUGUUCUUUGUUUCACACUUUUCAUUAUUGCCAAAGAUUGAAUCGUGGCUGUUUCUUUAAACUUUAAAGGAAUGAUAUAUUGAUUU
Molecule: messenger RNA, 1641 nt
Organism: Impatiens glandulifera
Lineage: Eukaryota; Viridiplantae; Streptophyta; Magnoliopsida; Ericales; Balsaminaceae
Product: probable UDP-arabinopyranose mutase 5
Exons: 3
Coding region: 352-1419 (355 amino acids)
Biological process (GO): UDP-L-arabinose metabolic process; plant-type cell wall biogenesis
Cellular component (GO): Golgi apparatus; cytosol
Molecular function (GO): UDP-arabinopyranose mutase activity
Source: RefSeq, a predicted model, not a curated record